CGAAUUCAAACAACGAACCACCUCCGGAGUUGUCUCUCUCCACUUCAGUUAUUACAGAAACUAGCCGUUGAUCUAAGGUCAAUACGCGAUGCCGGCGACGCCCAGCAGCGGCGGCAGCGCGGGAGAUGAAGAGAAGCGACGGCUUAAAUUAGCCCAAAAAGUAACUAGGGUUUUUGACGAGGUCCGGUCGUCCCAGGCAACCCACCUCCGGAAGCUAAAGGAGCUCUCUGCCCUUCGCUUCCAUUCCUCAGUCUCGCCGGAAAAUUUCUUCGCCGCUUUCUGCACAGCCUUGACCCCAAUUUUUGACUUCCAGCAACGAACAUCAUCCGCUGAGCGGAUUAUCCGAUUUGUAGCUAUCUUCGCGGGUGCCCGGGACCCGAAGAAGGCUUCUGAUGGCGACUCAUUUCUGGAACAAUUCCUCAGGUUUUUGCUGGUGGCUGCCGUGGCGUCAAACCGGACUGUGAGAAUCAGGGCUUGCCAGAUCAUUUCUGAGAUCAUAAUGCGGCUGCCAGAUGACACUGAAGUUAGCAAUGAACUUUGGGAUGAGGUGAUAGAUGGAAUGAAGUUGCGUGUUGGCGAUAAGGUCCCUGCAGUCCGAACAUUUGCUGUCCGGGCUCUUUCACGCUUUGUGAUUGAUGCAGAGAACAGUGAUGUUCUAGAAUUGUUGUUGCAGACAUUGCCUCUUGAACCAAAUCCGAUUGUACGCAAGACAAUUGUGUUAUCUCUCCCGCCUUCACACUCAACCGCAACCACAGUAAUUGAAUGCACCUUGGAUUCAAGUGAAACAGUACGUAAGGCAGCGUAUUAUGUGCUAGCUAGCAAGUUUCCCUUACAGAGCCUCAGCAUCAAGCUCAGGACAACUAUUUUGCAGAGGGGACUGGCAGAUCGCUCCUUGUCUGUCAUGAAGGAGUGCCUCAAAUUAAUGAAAGAUGAAUGGCUUGCCAAAUCUUGCAAUGGAGAGCCUGUAAAUCUUUUAAAGUAUCUUGAUGUUGAAACCUAUGAGUCUAUUGGAGAGUCAGUCAUGAGCACCUUGUUAAAAGAAGGGCUGGUGAAAGUGCAUGAUGGUCAAAGUAUUAGGCAGUUCUUUGCAUCAACUAGUGAUUCCGAUGAAGGACAAUCGAAAUCUACUGUCCAACUAAUGGAAGCAGAGGUUGCAUUUUUCUGGAGAACCAUUUGUAAGCACCUGCAGAUGGAAGCACAGGUGAAAGGCAUUGACGCUGCAACUAAAACCGGCACUGAGUCUGUCGUACAUGCAGCAAUAGCUUCAGACAGCAAUGAUCUUCUUGAUCGCGUUCUACCUGCUUCUGUCCCUGAGUAUGUGGAAAUUGUUAAAGCUCAUAUAGGCGCUGGACCAAAUUAUCGCUUUGCAUCUCGGCAAUUACUAUUGCUUGGGGCAAUGCUUGAUUUUUCUGAUUCUUCAAACAGAAAGGUUGCAGGUGAAUUUCUGCAAGAGUUGCUGCACAAACCCCUUGAUUAUGAACUAGAUGAGCAUGAAGCUGAAGUCGUUAUAGGGGAUGGCAUCAAUUUAGGUGGGGACAAGGAGUGGGCUGCAGCAGUCUCAGAACUUGCAAGGAAAGUUCAUGCAGCCCCAGGAGAAUUUGAAGAAGUUGUUUUAAGGGUUAUAAAAGAACUUGCUCAACCUUGUCGGGAGAGGACUGCUGGUUGUAUGCAGUGGCUUCACUGUCUUGCUGUUACUAGUCUUCUCUUGGAAAAUGCACAGUCAUUUCGUCGGAUGCAGGGAAUGGCCAUAGAACCUAUGGAGAUUCUGCAUUCUGUUUUGCUUCCCGGGGCAAAGCACAUUCAUUUAGAUGUUCAGAGGGCUGCGGUGAGAUGUCUUGGUCUUUUUGGGCUUCUGGAAGGGAGACCCAGUGAUGACAUAAUAAAAUACCUAAGGCGCUCAUUUGUUAAAGGGCCUUCUACAAUCACAAUUAUGGCUUCUAAGGCUUUGAUGGAUCUUGCGAUGUGGCAUGGUCCUAAGGAAGUAGAUAAUGCUUUGGAACCACCUUUGUCUUCACAAGAACAUGAUCAUACUACGGUUGUAACCCCAAUUGAACUCGGUAAUGAUAAAGAUGGGUCUGAGAUCAAAUUGCUGCAUCUGUUAUAUGAUGGACUUGGAAAGAAUGACUGGGAUGACUCUAUAGACAAUAAUGAAGACGAGUCUGUUAACUCCAUUCUUGGAGAGGGUUUUGCUAAGUUUCUUCUUCUCAGUGAGAAGUAUUCAGUCCUACCAGCUGUGUCGCAUCCUCAACUAUUAGCUAAACUGAUUGGCUUAUACUUUUGUAGUGAGAGCAAAGAUCUUCAGAGGCUGAAGCAGUGCUUAUCAGUAUUUUUUGAGCACUACCCAUCCCUUUCAGUGAAUCACAAGAUAUGCUUAUCCAAGGCAUUUGUUCCAGUUAUGCGAUCAAUGUGGCCAGGCAUUGACGGGAAUUCUGUAGGAUCUAAUGUGAUGGUAUCGAACAUGCGUAAACGUGCUGUGCGAGCAUCACUUUUUAUGGUGCAGAUGAUGCAAGUUCCUAUAUACACAAAAGUGACUGAAACUCCCAAUGAAGAAGAUGAGUCUGUAAGCCAUGAUGAUUCAGCAGGUCCUUCUUCAGAGUAUGAGAGUGGAGAAGAAGGGCUCGCCAUACGUAUUGCUGCUGAGGUGACCAGCUUUGGUGGGAAGAAGACAGCUGCUGAGAAAUCAUAUAUAUCUGCACUUUGUAGGACACUGGUGUUGCUCCAUUUUCGAUCAUCAGAACAAGAAGCUGCCAAGCUAAUGCGGCAGCUAUUGAAUCGUGUCUUUGAAUCUGCAGCAGCUGAAAAAGACCUUGUUAAGGAUUUGAAACAGAUGGCUGAAAGGCUGCAGGCUUUAGACAGACACCCUGAUCAGAAAUUAUCCUCAGAUAAGGUUCAACUUAUAUUAGAGAGGUUAGAGGUUGAAGUGGAACUGGACGAGAACGUCACAAUGGAAGUGCCACCUACCCCAGCACCAAGAUCAACAAGACCGAACCGCGGCAGAAGAAGAGCCAGGAGAGAAAAUGUGUCAUCUUCUUCUUCUUCCUCGGACGAGGAGUUCUCGCCCUCAUCUGUGGUCCCAGUCAAUCCAGCUGGGGUAAUGAGCACUCGGUCGCAGAGGGCUAGCAAGACGGUGGCACUCUCCAAGAUGACUGCCAAUAGAAGAAGAACAGCUAAGAUCCAGGAGGAAGACGACGACGAUGAAGAUGAGGGUGAUGGCUCAGAGGUGACUAACGAUGACGACGAUGAUGAUUCUGAUGCCUUUUGAUGAUUAGUCAUGCAUAUAUGUAAGUGAAUUCAUCUGAUCUGACAGUAUGUGUGUGUGUGUGUGUUUGAUGCUAAAGAAAUGUCAUUUGCACUCUACUGGAGGCAGUGUAAAUAACGAAAUACUCCCACCGUUUAAGAAAAUUGAAAUUGUGUUGUUGAAAGUGAUGCACAUGAGAUAGAAUGAAUACGAGCCACGUAU
Molecule: messenger RNA, 3460 nt
Organism: Cuscuta campestris
Lineage: Eukaryota; Viridiplantae; Streptophyta; Magnoliopsida; Solanales; Convolvulaceae
Source: the annotation of a GenBank genome assembly